UCAUUAAUGGGACUUUCAAAUUUCACAUUUUUAAAAACAAAAUAGAUACAAUAUGAGAAAAUUAAUAUCGUACUAUACUAGAUAUGAAGUAGCAAGUAUAACAAUCUGAAUAUUGUCAAAAAAAGAAGUAUAACAAUCUGAAAAGAGUGGAAGUAGGACGAGGGUAAGAACAUCGCACUCUUUGGGUCAAUAAAAUAUGAUUCCCACAACAAGAACAUAUUCACUCAUUGGGUUCUGCAAUCUUCCGCCGGAUUCUCGUCACGACCUGGCACGCCUCUCAGAUUAUAGGCAGGAUAGUACCCAUUUCCACGUAGUGGCAUCACACCGGAAGGGCUAUAGUAUCCGUAUGAUUGCGGCUGCGGAUAAGAUCGGUGCAGCGAAGGAUAAGAUUGCUGCUGCGGCGGCAGAUAUGAUUGCUGCGAUGGCGGAUAAGAUUGCUGCGGCGGCAGAUAUGAUUGCUGCGGCGGCGGAUAAAAGUGCUGCGACGGCGGCGGAUAAUAAGAAUGCAGAGGAGCACCGAAAUUCGACCCCCGGAUACCCCCUAUCCGGCCGGAUUGGUUCCAAAACACGGAUCCAAACAUAUCUCUCACAGAUCUUCUGUGAAUUGCACAGAACUCGUCCUGGCAAAUAUCCUCAUCCACCGGCGGCGGCGGCGCGCAUACGUGCUUCUUCUCUUUCGACCUGCGGUUACGCCUAACACAAUCGUUUUCUGGUUCGUGUUCAUCCGAAGGAGCAGAAGAUUUCUGCUUCUCCUUCGCCUUGGAUUUACAGGAUUUGUUGUUAUCCGCUUUGAUUUUUCCGUUACAAUGAUCAGGUGAAG
Molecule: messenger RNA, 820 nt
Organism: Cuscuta epithymum
Lineage: Eukaryota; Viridiplantae; Streptophyta; Magnoliopsida; Solanales; Convolvulaceae
Source: the annotation of a GenBank genome assembly